Molecule: messenger RNA, 1467 nt
Organism: Fusarium poae
Lineage: Eukaryota; Fungi; Ascomycota; Sordariomycetes; Hypocreales; Nectriaceae
Exons: 3
Coding region: 1-1467 (488 amino acids)
Cellular component (GO): ascospore wall; lipid droplet; prospore membrane
Molecular function (GO): catalytic activity
Source: RefSeq, a predicted model, not a curated record
AUGAAAUUCGCUAUUCUUCUUACCAGUGCCGUGGCUGUUGCUGCGGCACCUCUAUCACGGACGACAGAUGUGCGGCUUAUGACUUACAACAUUCGUCUGGCCCCUAACCACCCCGAGCGAGGCGAGGAACUCUGGCCUGUUCGUCGGCCACGCUUGGUCUCUCAACUAAACUUCGAAACUUCGGGAAGGCCUGAAUCUCUUGUGUGCAUGCAAGAAGCGACAUACCCACAAAUUCAAGAUCUUCAACAAGACCUCGGCGAUGAAUGGGAUUAUUAUGGUGUAGGGCGCAAGGGCGGCAAGAGGGGAGAGUUCUCGCCCAUUUUCUACCGUCCCUCCGUCUGGAACAUGGAGGAUUCCAAGACCUACUGGCUCAGUUCAACACCCCAAAAAGUCGGUUCUCGCGGAUGGGACGCAGCAUUUCCAAGAAUUGUCACGGUCGCACGGUUCCAGCACAUCAGCACUGGAAACCGGUUGGUGUAUAUGUGCACACACUUCGAUCACAAAGGAAAGACGGCUCGCGAAAACUCGGCAAAGCUUAUCUCUGCUACAGCUGAAGAAUGGUCUUCCCUUGGGUUCGAGAACGUGCCUGUUUUUAUCGGCGGCGACCUGAACUCGUCCCCCGACGAGCCAGCUUACAAGCAUCUCGCCAGCGCAAUGAACGACGUAAAGAGCAUCAUCCCACUUGCGAAGCGAUUUGGACAUUCAUCCUACACAUACACAGGAUUUACUGUCAGUCCAUCAGACGAUAUGGAUUUAGAUCAUAUUUUCGUCAAGGACACAAGUGGACUUCAAUUCAAGUCUUUUGCCGUUCUCAACAACUUAUAUGAAGAUGGCGUCUUUAUUUCGGACCAUCGGCCGGUCGUUGUAGACUUACGGCUGAACCAUGGUCUAUUUGAGGGAUUCUUUGUCGAUGAAUGUCGCGUGGAUGUGUUUGAUGCCACUCUCAUCAAGCUGGGACACAAAGAUCUUAUUGCACCACAGCGAAUUAUCUUACUGGAUGCGCCAAACCCCGUUCGGAUGCUUGGAAAACCCACAACUGAUGCGGUCUACACGCCCUGGAGCAUAAUUCAAAUUGUUGAACUUGUUGUCUUCCUACCACUCAACUUCGUCCCUGUCGUUGGCACGCCCGCCUUCAUCAUCAUCACAGGUACCCGGCUUGGAAAGCUCGCCCAUUAUCGAUGGUUCCAACUCAAGGGCUACUCAAAGGUUGAGCAGAAGAAGGCGCUGAGAGACCGCGCUUGGGAGUAUGUCUGGUUCGGCACAGUUGCUAUGAUCCUGGAACUCGUUCCUGUCUUGUCGUUAUUCUUUCUUUUGACAACUACGGCAGGGGCUGCUCAGUGGACGGCAGAAAUUGAAGAUGAGGACAGUACUUCUGAUGAGGAUGGAUAUUAUGGUCAAAAUGGGCACAGCGAGCAGUACGAUCACCAUGAUGCGCCUCCUCCCCCUUACACGGACGACUUGGUUUGA